GCGCUACUUCGGGCAGGCGGAAUGAAAAGCUCGGCGAAACGUGACACCGGGGGCGGUUAACUCCAUUUAGCUGAACGCGGUGUUGAUGGACUUCACGCCUGUGCAAGCGGCGGAGCUAAGUUAGCAUGUACCCGAUGCUGAGAGCUGCAGCAGCGGCGGAGGCUACUGCUCCCAUCGCCACGAUUCUCCCUCCCUGCACGGUGCGGUUAACGGGGAAGAAUUAGCCGAGGGGACGCUAGCCAACUCGGCUAACUAGUCGUGCCAAACAGGCACCGGGCUCGGUUGUGCUGUACUUGCACUUGUCCCGCGGCUGUGCGGGGAUGAUUUGUGCGGGUUAGACGAGGGUCUGCAGUUUGGUGUGCGGGACGCGUGAACGUUUUUGCGUGUGUGUGUGUGCGUGUGUUCAUCCCGCGGAGCUAAAGGUGCCCACGUUCUGCUGCAGAGGAGAGAGCACCAGGAUGAGGAGAGAGUAGGCCCCCGCCGUAGUAUGGCCGCGUCCCGUUCCUCGCGUGUCACAAGGUCAUCAGUUGGGCUCAAUGGAUUGGAUGAGAACUUUUGUGGUCGAACCCUCAGGAACCGCAGCAUCGCCCAGCCAGAGGAGACCUCGGUGUCUCCUCUACCCAGGGCCCGCUCGCCCAAGAAGAGGCAGGACGCCAAGCAGGAGUCGAGACAGGAGACGAAGCAGGAAACUAGACAAGAGUCGAAGCAGGAGUCGAGACAGGAAACUAAACAGGAGUCGAAGCAGGACACCAAACAGGAGAGCAAGCAGGAGUCAAAGCAAGAUGUUAAGCAGGAGUCAAAGCAGGAGGCUAAACACGAUACAAAGCAGGAUACCAAGCAGAACACUCGGCACGAUGGCCAGCAACAGGCCUCGUUGCAGGGAAAGGAAACUGACUCAAAUGCUUCCCCAGCUGAGGUGGAGCAGUGGACCAGCUGCAGGAAGCGGGGCGUGUCCUGUUUAGAAAAAGACAUUAGUCCCGAGAAGCCCGAGAACUGUGAUAGAGGCAAAGCGGCGCGAGAUCCCUCUCCUCAAAUCAAAAGGGCCAAGCGGUGCUCCCGCUCUGGAGAGUCUCAGGGACCCGAGGAGCAGUCUGAGCCCCUGAAGCCAGAAAGUCCAGUAUCUGUACCGGAGCCUAGCCAGGACAACAGUUGUGAAGAACUUCUCAGCCAAAACUCUGGUCACACAGCUCCGGCCUCACCGGUCCUCAGUAGAGAGGACGGUGAGCUGAUGGCUGUGAAGACGGAGGAUGUUCAUUUGGAGUGCGACGGGGUUUCCCAGCCCCUGAAUACUCAUAAAGCUUCUAAUGGACUUACAGAGAAUACGGCCGAGGAACCUGGCCCGCUCACUGAAGAGACUAGUUCAAGUCCCACCUCCGUCACCAGCUGCCCGUCGCUGCUCAACGGCAGCCAGGCGGGGGCUCCCUCAUCCCCGGUCCCUGCUGUGCCUUGUAGAAACUCUGACCCUGGGCAGAUGGAGGUCUCUGGCUCAGGGGAAUCGCCAGCCUCCUCUGCGCCGCCACUUGAGGCGGUUCCAGAGGAUCCGAUCUCCGAGUUAAUAGUGGCCAAGCAGGAGGUGGAGGAGGUGGAGGUCGACGUGGUGGGCGAGACUUUGUGUCUGGCCCACGAGGAGCAGGUGACGGAGAGCGACACUAACGGCCGGCCACCAACACCGGUGCAGGAAGCUGCUGCCUCCACCUCCUACACCACACCCAACAUGAACAAUAGUCCAAUCAACGGCAACUCAGGAGAAACCACACCCCCACUAGCAACAACCCCACCCCCCACAGAGCCAGGGUGCAACCCCUCAAUAUCCAGCAUGCCCCCCUCUUUCACAGAGCUCUAUGAACACAGAUACACCCUACGGACUUCACCCAGGAGAGCUGCUACUGGUGGCAAAGCAACCGCCUCCAAGUCCUGCUCUCCUCCCAGAGACAAUGGUCCCAUGAGGGAAGAGGGGGAGGUGGAGGUGGGGCUGGAGGAGGUCUGCCCUAUGGUGGAGGAACCUGCCCCCUCAGACUCUGUUGGCCCCUUUAAGGAGGAGCCAAUGUCCCUGGAUGCCGGGGACAGGGCAGGUGGCGAGGCCGGUGGUUCUAUGGAUCGUAAAGAGGCCGAGAGCAGCAAGGACCACGCUCAGAGCCAGGCUGCGGAGGAAGAGGAGGAAGAGGAGGAGCCAGACGUGUAUUAUUUUGAGUCUGACCACCUGGCUCUUAAACACAAUAAAGAUUACCAGAGGCUGCUGCAGACCAUCGGGGUUCUGGAGGCCCAGCGCACGCAGGCCAUCCUGGACCUGGAGACGUUGGCGCGUCACCAGAGGGAAGCACUCGGCGAUCCCAUCAGCUUUGUGGAGCAGCUGCAGAAACAGGUGAACUUGGGCUUGCCGUGUCCUCAGCGGGUCGUCCAGCUCCCCGACAUUGCGUGGGAACAGUACACCUCAGGACUCGGCGACUUCGAGAGGGAGUUCUGCGACAAGAAGCGCAAAACCCGGCGGCUAAAGCUGAUCUUCGACAAAGGUUUGCCUCUUCGACCAAAAAGUCCAGUAGAGCCCAAGAAGGAGGGAGAGUCCUCCACCAUGUACUCGUCCCUGCCCACCAGUGACGCCCUGGAGAACGAAAGGCAAGCGCAGAUGAUCAGGGGGAGGAUUUGUCAGCCAAACAAGUCUGACACAUUUAACCAGCUGUGGACGGUGGAGGAGCAGAAAAAACUGGAGCAGCUUCUCGUCAAGUUUCCUCCUGAGGAGGUGGAGUCCAGGAGGUGGCAGAAGAUCGCUGACGCUCUGGGAAACCGAACAGCUAAACAGGUUGCCAGUAGAGUUCAGAAGUACUUCAUCAAACUGACUAAAGCUGGGAUCCCCGUGCCUGGAAGAACACCCAACCUGUGCAUGUACACUAAAAAGGCGUCCAGUAAGAGACAGCACCACCUGAACAAGCACCUGUACCGGCCGUCCACCUUCCUCGCCUCCUACGAGCCUCCGGUCUUCAUGGACGAGGACGACGAGCGCGCGGCGUAUUACGGCAGCGUGCAGGACCCCUCCGCUGAUGACUCGGAUGAGGAGAGUGUUCCUGUGGAGCUGAGAAAUUUGCCAGAGUACAAAGAGCUUUUGGAGCUGAAGCGACUGAAAAAGCAGAAGCUCCAGGAGUUCCAGGAGGAGAAGGUCGGGGUGCGACACCUCGGCUUCAAGUGUGACGUCUGUGGCAUGGAGCCCAUCCAGGGCGUGCGGUGGCACUGUCAGGACUGUCCGUCGGACAACGCAGUCGAUUUCUGCUCCAGCUGCUCCGACUGCUUGUACAAGACGGAGACCCACAAGCCGACCCACCACCUGGAGCCGGUGUACCUGUCGGACACCUUUCUGGACAGGGACUACUGCCUGCCGCAGAGCACCGGCUACAACUACCUGGACCCCAACUACUUCCCAGCCAACAGAUGACAGGGUCCCAGGGGCCCAUAUCUCCAGGCUCUCUCCACAUAUCCCACAGGCCACUCUGUGCAUGGCUCCAUCCUCCAAGUCCAAGAUAACCGCUUACCCCCGCCGCCAGGCAGGAAGGCCAGCAGGCAGGCAAACAGCCGGGGGGGGGGGGGGGGCCCUCAGAGCAGACCUACGGUGCUGCUGGUGGGGGGGGGGGGGGGGGGGCUGUUGGUAAACUGGCCUCCCUGACUCAAGCUAAAAGGGGCGGCCAUGUUGGUUCCUUAGAAUACAGACGGGCCAGGUUAAUCCACGGAUCUGUGAUUUGAAACGAUGCACACUAUUUUUAAAAACUAACAAACAGGAAAAAAACAAACAAACAACCAGAAGACACACCGACAUUCCCGAGCUCUGUGACUCCAGGAGGGCUGUCCGCUCCCCUCCCCCCCGUCACCGUCCUCCAGUUUACCUCCCUGUGCUGCUUCGAACUGGAGAGCCGAGGACGUGCGGUCGACCAGUGUGUCAUCGUGGACUGAAGUCAUCAACUGACACACACAGACGGCUUCUAUGUGUGUGUGCGUGCGUGCGUGGUCUCCGUGUUAAGCAAGAGUGAUAAAAUGUUUUAGGUAGGAAUCCGUAGAUUGAGUAUUUAUGAGUUGAGGCCCCCCAGCGGGAGCACGGGGGGGGGCUGCUGCAAGGCGCCGGGGGUUCGAUGCUGCCGUGUUUCCCCGGCUGCGGAUCGGUUGAAGUCGAUCUGCAGACGACCUGUAGGUGGAGCCGUCACUACCACUGUCCCACCACGCCGCUCUCUGACCCUCUCACCCUCACACACACAAACACACACUUUCAUCUCUUGUUUCCUUUCCCCCCCCCGCUCUCUCUCCACUAAAUCAAGUCUAACAAGGAAGGAAGCACUACAGCACGGAGAGCACGCGCUGCUGAACGUACGAUGCGACUCACGAUCAUGUUUCCGUUUUCUUUUCUGCUCCCCCGGUGUGUACGCUGUUGUUGAUUAUGUUGAGUGUACAGGUAUAUGGUGAAAAGUAGCCAGUGCUAGUUGCUGUGUGCCAUUUUUAAAAAGAAGAAUCUUUUGUUUUGUUUAUUUUGUUUUUUUUUUAGUUUUUGCAAGGGGUGGGGGGGGGCACACCUCCUCCCUUCUUGCGUGGCGCCAUCGACCCACAUUACCCCGACAUCAUCGAUCCAGUCAUCAUGCCUCUAGAUCUUUCAUUUUUUUGCAGUUCACUUUAAAAAGGUCCAUUUAAAAGAUUGUAUUUUUAUUAAUCUAUUUAAAAAAAAGAAAAAAGAAUUGAGGUCUUGGUUGGUGCCUCCGCAGUGGAACAACCCACACAGUUUUAUACACAUAGAUUUUGUUGUGCUUGAGUAGACACCAUUUUGUAUGGUUUUCGUCUCCUUCUACCCCCCCCCCCCCGCCCCUUUGCCCCGCUUCAGUAUCUGUGUAUAACAGUCUGUUCUUAUGUAAAAAAAAUAAUGUAAAAAAAUUGCUAGAGGAGAACCGUGGAAAUAAAAGUAUGUGAAAAUAGUGUUUCUACA
Molecule: messenger RNA, 4951 nt
Organism: Platichthys flesus (European flounder)
Lineage: Eukaryota; Metazoa; Chordata; Actinopteri; Pleuronectiformes; Pleuronectidae
Gene: zzz3
Product: zinc finger, ZZ-type containing 3
Exons: 12
Coding region: 488-3424 (978 amino acids)
Molecular function (GO): zinc ion binding
Source: RefSeq, a predicted model, not a curated record